UUCUGACUCGCAAAAAAAAACACAUCCAGCACAUGCUCAGACUAUCACCAAGCAGUAUUGGGUUUCUGGUAUAAGGACAGCUGCAUCUAUAGGUGUCUGAGAGACUACAACCAGAAUCUAGUCACAGCAUCACAAGCUCGGAUCGGCAACCAGGUUACACCAGAUUGUCCAAACGGACCAGAAAGGCUCGAUACCAGUUAUUUUUAGAAGAGAAGAUAGAGAUAAUCAAGGUCUAUCUUGAGGGAGGUAGACAGGUCCAGGACGAGGAGCAGGAACGUGUCAAGAUGUUGACUGAUGAGGCAUCACAAAUUCAGGAGGUGAGGUACUGUCUGAAGACCCUGAGGGAGCAAAUGGCAACCAGAUAUAACAACAAUAAUAAGUUUCCAGCCAAUGGCAUCAGAGUGUGUGUUCCCAUCAGCAAAUUACCUGUCUCUAGCACCUGUGUAGGUGAGCCUGUCUCUGAGAUCCAGGAGCAAGAGUGUGUGAGGUUGAAAGAGGGGACACAGUGUCUGUAUACUCAACUGUGGGAAAUGGAAAGGAGAAACCAAGAGGAGAGAGAGGCAUUGCAACAAGAGAACAGAAAGCUCCAGACGCAUCUCGAAGUGCAAACUGAGCGUGUGCAGCAGGCUGAGAGCAAGAUGCAGAGGCAGGACCAGCACACUGAGAAACUGCAAAGGCUUCUGGGAGACCUGGAGAUGGAGAACUCCACACUGCAUGAUAAAAUGGCAGCCAGAGAGGCUGAGCUUCAAGAACUGAGAGCACUAAAAGAUGGGGAAAAUGAGAACAAAUGUGAGAAGCUGGAGAAAGAGCUGAUCAUUCAGAAGGAGAAAAUCCACCAUCUAGAUGACAUGGUGAAGAGCCAACAGAGGAAAGUCAGACACAUGAUUGAACAGCUUCAGAAUUCGCGGACUGUUAUAGAGGAGAGAGAUCAUUUCAUUAGUGACCUGGAGGAAAAGGUGGCUUUCCUCGAGGCAGAGAACCGAGAAAUGCAUGACCAGAUGGACUUCUAUCUGGGUAACCAGACAUCCGAUACUUGCCAGUCAGAGAAGGAACCCCAGAUUGUCUACAGCAAACCUUUGACACCAACAAGUCCUGGGAACAAGUCUCUGCCCUUCAUCAAAGUAAUUGAGAUCAAGUCCUGAGGGGGGAGAGGAAGCUAGUAUACUAUAUAUGUACAAUAUACCUAAUAUAAUCCUUAAUCUAGCAGUAUAAACAGACAUUUUUUUAAGAUACUGUCAUUUUAUAAAGCAUCUAUUUAAAAAACAGAUUGGUUCCUCUUGUAAAAUGUUAAGCUUGCAUUUAUCACAAACACAAUGACCUGUUUGUAAUGAAGACAAAGCAGGCAGCAACAGGUCCAUAGAUGUGGUUCAUGCAGAUCAUAAAAUGUAGUCUAAGAUCUUGUAAUAUGUGGCAUGUAGAUUUUCAUUUCUGAGUAUUAUUACCCAUAUGGAAACUCCCAUUUAAGUCUAGUCUAAGACUUUUUUUACUUGAGCGUUUUCAUUGAAUGUGUAGCCCUAACUUAUUUUAAGACCAGCUAUAUUCUGAGGCUGUAAAAACGCCCCAGAUUUUGUUUCGAAUUUGUUGCAAACUAUGUUAUUACUUUACGCUUGGAUACACUCUUCUUUUUCACAAAUAUGCUCUUCCAUCUGGAGCUACAACGUUCCCAUUUGUCUUGAAGUGUGAACAGGAGACUUACUGUUACUCUAUAACCAGAGCUAGGUUCUAUCAUUCUGUCAGUUCCCAUAUUAAAUGUGAAAUCCAUACACUUCCUGAUGUUCAUAGGUGGUGUAAACGUUUUGCUAUGUAUUUCUAUAUUUAUAUUGUGUGUUUGGGAUCCAGUUAAAUUUAAAACAUAUAUAUUGCUUUCGUUUUGAUUGCUAUAUUGUUACAUGAUGUCGUCGCACGUUUCAAUAAAGUUGCA
Messenger RNA from Electrophorus electricus (electric eel), 1921 nucleotides. The record is from RefSeq and is a predicted model, not a curated record. Lineage: Eukaryota; Metazoa; Chordata; Actinopteri; Gymnotiformes; Gymnotidae.